Molecule: messenger RNA, 4594 nt
Organism: Osmia lignaria (orchard mason bee)
Lineage: Eukaryota; Metazoa; Arthropoda; Insecta; Hymenoptera; Megachilidae
Source: RefSeq, a predicted model, not a curated record
CUGUGGUCCUCAACUUUUCCAUCAAAGACCUAAUAGAAAAUGGAACAUCAAAUGAAACAUUCAAAUUUACCUUGAAUCCUCCUAUCAGAAUUUCCUACAAAUAGAUGUUUUCGAUUUCCAAUGUUAGAAGCCCUGAUAAACUUCAUCAUGGAACCUCUAACUGGCGCCUGGAGGCCCCAGUUACCCCCCUUCGAGAACAUAAUUUCUCGAACCCGAGGUCAGGCGUCAGUCUCGUGGUAGAGUCCCUUAGAUCAUCCUCGGGAGACGAUAAUUACCGGUCGUCGACUCGGAUCGAUCGAUCGGUAUCCUACGGUUAUCUUAUCCAGCCUCCCUUUCGGUACUCUAUUUCUCGAUCGGCCGGUGAAACUCCGGCGGGCGGGCGCAUUUUUUUUCGGCUACCAUGGCGCGGCGGCCAGGGCAACGAUAAGCGAUAAGGGCCGCGAGUUACACGCGGUGAUAACCCCUUGGUACUCGCAUGAGGUCAACCGGGGAACGGCACGCUUUCCUUCAACACGGCCGACUUCGUGGCGUCUAUAUUUAGAUUAUCAAUGGCCGGUCUGAUGUACCAGGAAACACCGCCUCCGAGGAGAUUCAGGAGAAGUUGAUCCAGAAUUCCAGGAAACCGAAUAGCCCGGAUGAAUGGACCCGCUUGGUUCGUCUGUGAAAAAUCGUAGAGACGCCUCGAACUCGGUGUUAACGACCUCGAUAUCUUCCAUGAAUAAAGUUUCGGAUUUUAAUGUUCGCUAAUGAAGAUUUACACCUGCUGGAUGGAAAUCUGAAUGAUCAAUUUCAUUUCAACCCCUUUCAAUUUUAAUGCAAAUUUUUGUAUCUUGCAAAUGGAAGGUUCACUGUUUGGUGGUUGCAUUUCUUAAAUCGAGUGUAGGUCAACGGAUCUGAGAAGAAAGUUGGUCAGUAGGGUGAAGAUUGGAGACUUUCAGAUUGUAUUCAGGAAUGUGAGACAGGGUUGGCUGUUACGAGACAAGGCAGAGAUAGAAUCGUGUUUCAAGUGAAAAUAGUCGACGUGAUCGCAGUUCCGCAAGAGGUCGCCAAGGAUUAUAUUGAUGUUCUGUGUGGACCGUGUUAUCGUUAGUUUGUGGAUUGGUUCACGUGUUCAUUUCGUAAGCUUCUACUUUGCGAAUCUGAUUUAAUUCGAUGCCAGAGGCAGAGAAAUGGUUGAAAGUUUUUAAUUGUGUGGGGUAAAGGGGUGUAUAUUCCACCCUUUAAAAAAUUCUUUAUUUCUAAAAAGUAUUGUAAAUUUGUUAUGAUGAAGACAAUUACUUUCAGGACCUAAUAAACAGUUUUUUAUAACCAUAAUAAUUAUAAUACUAAUUAUUAUUAUUUUUCUUUUGCAGGUGACUGGAAAUCAAGGGGUGUGUUUUCAUCCUUUAAAUACUUUUUUAUUUCUAGAAAAUAUUGUGAACUGUUAAUGAUGAAGAAAAUUACCUUGAGGACUUAAUGAAAAAUUUACUAUAGCCAUAAUAAUUAAUAUUAAUUAUUAUUAUUUCUUUUUGCAGUUGACUGGAAGAUAGGAUAUAAUCAAGGGGUGUAUUUCCACCCCUUAUAUACUUCUUUAUUUCUAAAAAAUAUUGUAAAUUGGUGACUGGAAGAUUGGAUUCGAGAAAUAAAUAUAAUCAAGAGGUGUAUUUCCACCCCUCAAAUACUUCUUAUUUUUAAAAAAUAUCGUAAAUUGGUGACUGGAAUUACUUAACAGGUUAAAUAAUUGCAAGAUUACUACAAAAAAGAAUAUUGAUUGAGUUUAGGGUAUCAAUCGUUAAUUAUCGAUUGUAUCAGACAAAAAAUUUGCCGAAUAUAACCGAGUUAAGAUAUUAAUGUAUUAUAGAAAUAAAAAGGGAGCUUAUCGUUGAUAAGUAAUAUCGAAUAUAUUUAGAAUGCAAAUUGAAGUCAACGAACUAUUUUGGAAUUUUUUGAGAAUUAAUAUUGAUUAUUCGAACAUCGAAAACAAAAGUGUACAAAACAUGCCGUGUUUUUGUCCUUAUCGAUAUUUUUACUCCUUCAUGAUUUUCAUUGAAAUAACCGGACAAACAUAAUUACUUCACUUUUCCUUAUAAAGAGAAAAACAAACGGUUUUCAAAAACAAAGAUUUAAUUCCAAUUAAAUUUUCUCAAGCUAAAUAUCAGUAUAUGUAAAUAUUCCGUUAUCGUUUCACAAUUAAAAAAUAAAAAUAAAAAACAGAGAAAGAGAGAGAUAGACGUUUCUUUUCUACAACAAAAUCAAGCGAUAAAAACGAUGUACGAUACAGAUAAUAAUAUAAAUACUUCGUUGAACGAUAAGCUUUAUCAAAAACUUCCAAAAUAUCCAGUUCACCAGCGUUAACAGAAAAAUUCGAGGAAAAUACGUGGAAGCAACGGGAAAUGAAAGUGGCAGUGAGUCAGAUGUAUCCACGGUAUCGGAGUGUGUGAAACGCAAUCGAAGAGGAAGAGGGUUAAGAAUAAUUGAUAAAGCAACGAGCGUCUGAUGUGUCUUACAUAAAAGUAAUAACAACCAAUUGGACGCGUGCCGUUCUUCCAUGUAACAUAACCCAGACCUAACCCAGGACCUAUCGUGCCGAGAGUGCAAUUGCCACGAUGCUCGGUUUUAUUCCAUCCAGCAGGAGGGCCGGGAAUUGCGAAACGAUCGUUCAAAGUUUGACCUAACGACACUGAUACGAAGAAUCUUGAUUAGAACUUAUGUACAUAUGUAUGUAACGACCUUUGCGUUUGCUUCGAGGCUCCUGGCGCCAUAGAAUCCGAGAAUAUCAGACGAUUCUUCGUUCGAUCUUAGGAAUUUCGGGUGGAUGUUUAGGAAAUGAUUUUAUGGUAAUACAAGAGUAAAAUGUUUGGGUUCGUACGAAUUCUAGGAUAAGGUAAGCAAUUAUUGACCCUUUUUCUGAAAAAAGUAAGAAAUAUUGGGUUUUUUAAAUUUUUGAUAGCGGACCAUGGAGAGAGACCCUCGACCGCGGACCCUGGAGAGAGCCCUAAGACACCUCUAAUUUUAUGUUCUACAUUUUGCACUGUCCCCUCAAAAAUUACUAAGGGAGUUACUCCUUAAAUUUAGAGAGAGCUUAACGUAGAACCUUCUAGCUUUUGAAAAUAACAAAUUAGGGUUAAAAAUGUUCCACGUCUUUUCUCUUCCAAAUACAAAUAAAAUCCAUUAUUUAAUGAUUAAUUCUAGUAUUUACAAAUUCGUGAAUUAAUUUAAACUCUGAAUGAACAUGAAAGAUUCUACUUAAUGAACGAAGUUCAUGAAUAGAUAUGAAAUAAAACAAGGUACGAUCGAUCGUUUGUUUACCAAGCACGGUUCAACGAGAAGGAAAGGUAGGCACGAAGGAUACACGCAUAAUAAUACGUGUAUUAAAUAUCACCGGGUAAAAGAGAGGGUUCAUAAAUCGAUGGGACGCGCCCGAGGGAAAGCAGUGACGGUCAAGUCAUGGAGAGAUUCAGUCCACCAGCGGCUUCAUUGAAGAAAAGAAUCAGCCCCCCAAUAGCAUGGAAUCUGGGCCUGACCAGCAGGGAACCAAAGUUCGUUAAAGCGAUCCUGUUGGGUCAUCAGGGUGUCGGUAAAACUGCUCUGGCAGUGAGAUUCGCUACGAAACGAUACAUCGGCGAAUACGAUUGUAGUACCGAGAGGAUAUACAAGGUUGACAACUUCCUGGAUGCCACGUGGGAGAUAACUGAUCCCCCGGGAUAUUUGCCACCACCGACCGAGCUGAAACUACGAUGGGCAGAUGUGAUUAUUCUGGUUUAUUCGGUGUCCGAUCGGGUUAGCUUCGACGAGACAUCUCGUCUUCGGUUCUUAGUAUCACACGCAAGGAAAACUAGGCGAGUACCACCCGUAGUGGUACUGAUAGCUAAUAAAGCAGACGUAACGUACACACCUGGCGAGAGGGUAGUAUCCACUGUGGAAGGUCGUCAGAGAGCCGAAGAGAUCGAGGCUAAUGCAUUUCACGAGAUUUCUGUCAGAGAAUCUGUCGAACAGGUCAUGGCCGUUUUUACCGACAUCUCCAAGCUGUUGACGGAAUUGCCCGGUAAUUCUGGACAGCAGGGAAGCUCUUUCAGGGUGAGGGCAUCCACUGACAGUACUUUGAACGCUCUUCGACGACCCUCUCCUGUUCCGCUCAAGAGGAGAUUCAGUAUCUCCGUGCGAGGAACUACUCAUUGAAUCGGCGAUUUAUAGUACUAGAAUGUAUUUAUUGAAGUUUGGUAUUUUUCAGUUCAAUAGAAAUCUGAUCCGAAGGGUUUCAAACCCGCUUGGGCUGCCUGGGAUCCAGGGCCGGCCCUGGGCCUAGGCAGACUAGACGGGCACUUAGGGCCCCCCAAGGUCCAGGGCCCCUAUAAGACGACUUUGCGUCUAAGAAUACAAGAAGAGUAAUCUAAAUUAGUUAUACAAGCUUUAAUGUUAAUUUUAUAAAUUUUAUUUGAGGUACCUUUUUUAUUAUGUGAAGGGAGCUCGCUUCGAACCCCCGAAAUCCUAGGAUCGGCCCUGCAGAGAUCGCUUGAGUUUCAAAUUUCUUUUAGAAUAAUAACUAAAAUUUGUUAUAAAACAAUAUUUAUUAACGUGAAAUAUUAACAAUAAAAAGAGCGCAGUUGUUGUAUAA